Macrobrachium nipponense is the source of this 4669-nucleotide messenger RNA. RefSeq names its product ribosome biogenesis protein WDR12 homolog. Gene Ontology annotation, biological process: ribosome biogenesis. Lineage: Eukaryota; Metazoa; Arthropoda; Malacostraca; Decapoda; Palaemonidae. The transcript has 9 exons. The record is from RefSeq and is a predicted model, not a curated record. Gene Ontology annotation, molecular function: protein binding. The coding region runs from base 1 to 1338 and encodes 445 amino acids.
AUGUGGAAACAAGAGGCUGAGAAAUAUGACAGCUCAAAGAUUCAUAUGAUUGGUAUUAUAUUUUUUAACAAAUAUAUCCAUUGCAGGUAUGCUGUUCCCGGAGCAUCAGUGUCAAUACCGAGCAACACUGACGCUGCAGGGCUCAACAAAAUUCUCAAAACAUUUUUGAAAAAAUCGGGCACUGAUCCAGGGAAGGAUUGUCCAGUGUUUGAAUUCGUAGUUAAAGGUCAGAUACUGGUUGGUCUGCUAGAAAAACAGUUGGCAGAAGAUGACAUCAGUUUAGAAAAGGUUAUAGAAAUAGAGUAUGUGAAACAACAGCCACCUCCCACUCCUAAGGACUCUCUCCAGCAUGAUGACUGGGUCUCCACACUCCAGUGCACAGAUAAGUGGCUUUUGACAGGUUGUUAUGACAACACAGUACACCUCUGGGAUGCUGAUGGCCUCCGUGCUGGUAAAGGAGACAAGGCGCACACACUUACCAUUCCAGCCCACAAGGCUCCGGUCAAAGCCGUUGCUUGGGUGCAUACAGAUUCCCCCACCAAAACUUUCAUCAGUGCUUCAAUUGAUCAGACGGCUGUUGUUUGGGUGUGGCAGAGUGAUACAAACGCAGUGGAAUGUGUGAGUGAAUGUCGAGGCCACUCUCAGAGUGUUGAGAGUGUUGCGGUGUCUCCCUCUUGUAAAAGAUUUGCCACUGGCUCUUGGGAUAACAUGCUGAAAAUUUGGUCUUUAGGUAAGCCGCCAGUCUCAGAGGCAGCAGCAGCAGAUGACAGUGAACAAGAAAAAAAGAAAAUCAAAGGAUCUGCAAAGAAACCAGAGAAAAAGACACCAAUUAUGACCUUAUCAGGUCAUACAGAGAGUGUAGGUUCAGUAGUGUGGAUGUCAAACGAAGAAGUCAUCACUGGGUCCUGGGACCAUUCUUUACGUAUAUGGGAUCUGGAAAUUGGAGGCCUCAGAUCACAAUACAAUUCAAACUGUGCUAUUUUUAGUGUGACAUUUUCUCCAUUAAAUGGUACAGUUCUAACAGGCUGUGCAGAUAAAUAUAUCAGAUUGUAUGAUCCACGUGUGUCAGAUGGCUCCAUAGUACAGCAAAAAUAUAUAUCACACACAAAGUGGGUUCCAAGUGUGAAGUGGAGCUCUGUAUCCGAACACCUGUUUGUAUCUGGUGGAUAUGAUAAUCUGGUCAAGAUGUGGGACUCGAGAAGACCAAAAGCCCCCGUGUAUGAUUUGACAGGCCACUCAGACAAGGUCCUUGCUGUCGACUGGUCAAAUUCAAAAUUUAUUGUUAGCGGUUCAGCUGAUUGUACUGCAAAAGUGUAUUCAAGUGAAAAGAAUGUUUAGAGGUAUAAGUGGAAGAAAGACAUAUUAUUUUAAGGAAAUUUGAAGCACCCCAUUUUUCCUUCAAUUAAGUUCUUGCAUGGCUGACGUCAAUGCCAAGAAGCUCGUAGCCACAACAUAGGUAAGCAGUUGUUGAAAUGAAAAGUUUCAUUGUACAAUACCUUAAAUAAUUCCAGUAUUGGGUCAAUGAAAAGCCUUAAAUUAUGCAUCAACUUUGCCAUGCCUUGGUUUCGUACAUUAUUGAUGAUGCUAGUUGGUAUUUAAAUGAGUUGUUGGAUAUCACUCUGAUUAGAAUUGGUAGCUUCAUGGAAAGUUAAUGGAAACAUUUACGGAAGUAUCUUUUUUUAUGGUAAUGAUGUUCAGUUGAAAGUCUCACUCAAGUGUUAAAAGUCAGUUGUAGUUAUAUGUAAGAGUAGAAUAGUUUUAGAAAAAUUCUAGCUCUGUUUCACCUGUAGCAUUUAAAGUAGCCUUUCAAAGUACAAAAUGUACGUAGCUAUUCCAAAUUAUUAUGAAACUGCAUGGAUCUUAAGGUGAAACUUACCUGCUGCGCUAUAAAAAAUUUAUGCGCACACACACACACACUCUCUCUCUCUCUCUCUCUCUCUCUCUCUCUCUCUCUCUCUCUCUCUCUCUCUCUCUCUCUCUCUCUCUCUCUCUCUGGUCCCUGUAGGCAACAUUUUUUUUUUCUCUUAGUAUCAUAAGACUGUAAAAUCAGCAUCUUUUAAGUCCAGAUUUUGAUGUAAUUAGGGCCAUUUUGGAUUGUCCUGUGCUUUGGUGGGUAUUCUUUGACAGUUGAAAUUGGCAGAAAAGCUAAGUUUCUUUAACUCCAAGGCUCAAGACUCCAUUAACCUUUUUUUGGGGCACCGUAAGUGGAUUUACAGCGCCGUUGCCCAGUUUACAGCACUGUAACCCAGAUUUACGGCACUUUCAGCACCAUAACAAAGCUGUAAGUGCUAUUUAUUCCCAUUAUAAUUAUGAUCUUCGGGUUACAGCACGGCGGCGGGGACGGAACCCUUGCCGUAAACUGGGGGAUUGCCAUCCAUUUGGUACACUUAAAGAUCUUGCAUCUUAGUAGCCGUUCCAAGGCUUGCCUAAAAACCUACCAUCAGUGUCUUAAUGUUUUAUAAUAGUACCUUCAUUAAAUUUAUUAUGAAUCUUUGAUGAAAAUCAUUAAACAAAAUUUUGUUCUAUUACAUCUUUAAUGCAUUCAUAACCUUGUAUUAAUCAUUAUUAUUUUUUAUGUGCCUUGAGAUGCUAUAGACUAUAAAACUCAGUAUUGUAGCAUAGUAAUUUUGGUCAAAUCUAACUAGGAUCUUCACCAUAAGCUCUGGAUUUGUUAACAAAGUCUUAUUGUACAAAUGAUUCUGCUUCUCUAAAAUAUUUUUAUUUUGAUGUUGCCAAAAGCAAAAGUUAUUCAUGACAAACUGUAUGUAGUAAAAAUCUCACCUUAACUUCAUAGCUAUUCAUGCACAACCCUUGCUAUUGGAUGUUUAUGCGUAGAGGAUAGGAAAUUUGUAUUUUUUUAAUUAGUGUGGAGCCAUGUUAUUAGCCUCACUUAGUGUAGCUUAGAGCCAUCAGUUAAUUUUUCUUGGUCAUGGAGUAUUCUAAUGUGAUAAACAGUACGUACGUAGGUGUUAGUCAUACUCCUGUUUACAAUGCAAGAGUGAUAUUCUCAGCCAAACAUUAAAUUACAUUAGGAGGACACGGUAUUGUGACCCCAAAUGAAACCUUGUAGUCAUAAUUAAAUUUUAUUCUAUGCAAAAUUUUAGACUAAUUUAGAACUAUACAACGUAAGAUGUAGUUGUGCGUAUCGAGGUGUUAAGUAUAAAGUUAAUUCAUUUGUACAUGUUGUGUGAUCUUUGCAGUAGAGUGAGUGUUGUAGCAAGUUCAAAUCCCUCACCAAAAAUUGCUUGUUUGGGCUCUUCCAUUUUAAGUUAAAUUGAACAGAGUUCUUAAAAGCUGCUUUUUAAAUGAAUGAGAAGGCUUCGUUUGCAAGAGCAUGGAGAUAGUAGUAAUUAACACAUUGGUUUUAGUGGUGUCAUCGAUCAUAAUAAUGGAAAUAUUAUUAGUGGUAGUAAUAAUAAUAAUAUUAAUGGCAGCACAGAAAUCAAGUUUACAUUGAUCGUCUGUAGAAUGAUUAGAUUCACUUGCUCAUUUUUUUUUAUAGUAUUAUUGAAUUUCAGGCCUUGGUCUUAGUUGAGAGUAAGGCUGGUUAGCUCAAGUUGUUAAUGUAUUUAUGCCAGCCUUUUGACGACAGGUAACUCUUGUUCAGUUUCAUUUGUGAUAUUUACUAUUAUAUGAAAGUAUACUUAGACAUUUAUACUAUCUGAAAAGUGUUCUUCUUCAAAUGGAUUUGUAGUGGUCUGUGUAUGUAGAAGUACCAAGUACUUUCACAUAAUUUUUCCACUGUCAUGCUUAAGUGUCUUCUCUGUGCAGCAUUCCGACUUGGCUAUAUAUUGAUGUACCACAGGAUUUUGUUACAUAUGUCAUAACUGCGGAAAGUAUGUUUUCCUUUUUCUGUCAAAGGGUCCAAUCAUUUGUACUGUGAGUAUAUCACAAUUCUGAGGUUGUUAGUCAUGACCAUAUUGGCUGUAUAUUUGGUGAAAGGCAGGAUAUGCUUUAUAAACAAGUGCUUCAGUGGUGGUGUGUCCUUGUGAAUAUAUAGUUUGUGGUGACAGUCAAGUUUAUGGUCUUGGAUCAGAGAACUUGUUUAGGUAGUUAUUUUUGAUAGAUGAGUUACUUUUAUUUUCCUAGCUGAUGAUAUGUUAAAAGGUGAGGAAUCUUAAAAACAAUAUGGUAUAUUCAUACAACAAACUUGUAUCUAUGAAACUCAAAGUUGUGUAAUGACACCUAUGUAAGGAUUGUCAUCCGAGUUGUUCAUUCUGUAUUAACCAGAAGGUUGUCUUGUCUUUUUCCUUGUACAUACGAUGACAGAGAAUCUUUUUGCUUCCUGUGGCCAUCAAACUGAAGCAAAGGUUAAUGCCAUGAGGACAUUCUGUAGCAACUCGCUUAUCACCACAAUGAUUGCACUGGUAUCUAUUUACCUACCAGAAACUCAUGCAAGAGGCCUGGCUCUCAUUUCAUAAUGCAAAGAUUACCUCCUGCAAGCCUUAAUAAUGAAUUAGUACCACAUUAACAUUGGAUGACAAUCUUACCAUAAGUUACUGCCUUAUGAUAAGUCGUGUUUGCAUUCUUUCAUUUAAGAUUCAACUGCUUGAGUUUGAAAUUCACACCCUUAGCCAUUUUCAGAAUAUAUUUUCUGUAAUAUAUGAAACAUUUUCUUUUCUACUUGCAUACUGUGUUGUGUCUUAAAAUAAAGUGUUUACAAUUAUUA